AUGUGUGGAGGUGCUAUUAUUUCAGACUUCAUUGGUGUCAAGCGUGACCGCAAACUCGCCGCGCAGCAACUAUGGUCCGAGCUUGACCCUUUCUCUGACUUCCUCGGCUUCGACUCCUCCGCCACCACUGCUACUUCCAAAAGCCAACCACCCCUCCCCGUAAUUUCAGACAAAAAAGUGGAAUCAUGUGAGAAGAAGAAAAGUGUGGGUGCAGGGAAGAAGAGUGAGCGUGCUCGCAAGAACGUGUACAGAGGAAUCAGGCAAAGGCCAUGGGGGAAAUGGGCCGCAGAAAUAAGGGACCCACACAAGGGUGUCCGCGUCUGGCUCGGCACCUUCCCCACCGCCGAGGAAGCCGCCAGAGCCUAUGACGCCGCCGCCAAACGCAUCCGCGGUGACAAGGCCAAACUCAACUUCCCCAGCGGCACUCCGCCACCCUCCAAGAAGCGCUGCCUCAGCCCCGACCUCCCCCAACAAAGCAGUUCAGCUUCCACCGGACCACUGCUUUCCGUGGCCGCCCACAGCAGCGACAGCAGCGUAGGAGAGGAACUCGAUCUGAAACAAAUUGAACUGUUUCUUGGCUUAGAGAAUGAGCAACCUCUGCCCAACGGUGUUGAAUGGGACAACGGUUACAUUAUGGAUGACUUAUGGAUGCUCGACGACGUCGUUGUGUCCGACCAUUCUAAUGUUCAUCCAUCACGAGCAGGGUUGGAAUUUUGUGCAUGGAGUGAAGAAUUAAAAAGGGAAAUGGCAGUUGACAAAUGA
Messenger RNA from Sphenostylis stenocarpa, 762 nucleotides. Lineage: Eukaryota; Viridiplantae; Streptophyta; Magnoliopsida; Fabales; Fabaceae. The record is from the annotation of a GenBank genome assembly.